Cicer arietinum (chickpea) is the source of this 1268-nucleotide messenger RNA. RefSeq names its product ATP-dependent Clp protease proteolytic subunit 3, chloroplastic. Gene Ontology annotation, molecular function: ATPase binding; serine-type endopeptidase activity; ATP-dependent peptidase activity. Gene Ontology annotation, cellular component: endopeptidase Clp complex. Gene Ontology annotation, biological process: protein quality control for misfolded or incompletely synthesized proteins. The record is from RefSeq and is a predicted model, not a curated record. NCBI's taxonomy places the organism in Eukaryota, Viridiplantae, Streptophyta, Magnoliopsida, Fabales, Fabaceae.
CCCCAUUGGUUAGUAGUUACCAAAAUCAAAGGAAGGCUAAACCAGAAGAAGAAAAUGGAAGUGAGUUUAGCCUCAACAUGUAUGCCACUGAGCUUCAAGUUGAAGAAGCCAUUGAAUCAUAACAACAACAUUUUCCACUCUCAAAUUCCAACCUUCAAAGUUUCAACCAAACACACAAAAACAACAAACAAACCUCUUUUCAUCGUUAAUUCAAUCAAACCCACUUUAUCCUCCAACUGGCUCGUUUCCCAUGAUUUAUCUUCAUCAACUGCUUCCGCAUGGCUUCCCAAAUUUGAAGAACUCGACACUACUAACAUGCUUCUCCGUCAAAGGAUUGUCUUCUUGGGUUCUCAGGUGGAUGAUAUGACUGCAGAUUUUGUCAUUAGUCAGCUUUUGUUUUUGGAUGCCGAUGAUCCUGAGAAAGAUAUCAAGUUGUUUAUAAAUUCACCCGGUGGUUCUGUUACUGCUGGAAUGGGAAUUUAUGAUGCCAUGAAGUUAUGCAAGGCAGAUGUGUCAACAGUUUGCCUUGGGCUUGCAGCAUCCAUGGGCGCGUUUCUCCUUGCUGCUGGUACAAAAGGGAAGAGGUAUUGUAUGCCAAAUUCCAGAGUUAUGAUCCAUCAACCACUCGGAUCUGCCGGUGGAAAAGCUACCGAAAUGAGCAUUCGUGCAAGAGAAAUGGUAUAUCACAAGGUUAAGAUAAACAAGAUACUAUCAAGAAUUACAGGAAAGCCUGAAGAGCAGAUUGAAUUGGACACGGAUCGUGAUAAUUUUAUGAAUCCAUGGGAAGCGAAGGAAUAUGGUUUGAUUGAUGAUGUUAUUGAUGAUGGAAAACUGGGGUUAGUUGCUCCGAUUGGAGAUACAACACCACCUCCAAAAACUCAGAUAAGGAACCUAUGGGAAAUUAAAGGAAGCUCAAAAGGUAAGAAAAAUUUGCCCUCAGAGUAUGAGUUAUCACAGAAUGGAUUGAAAGGAACUCAAGGAAGUGAAUGAUAAAGGAUGUGGACAAGAGGAAACACCAAAAGCUGUAUGAAUUAUGGGACAAACAAGGAUUGCAUUGAUUUCAUACUCCAACAGAUUUAUUUUGUUUUAACUUGUUCAUGAUGAUGACCUUCAACAAGUAUUAAAGGGAUAUUUCCAUUUGUCAUCAUAGAUAGUAGUUACAUUUCAUGUAAAUCCAGACUGUAGUAUAUUAGAUAUCAAAACAUAUAUUGUAUGCUUCAAGUGUUAGCUUCCCUAAUGAAUAUAUUUUCUCCUAUGUUCUGAAUGAA